This is a messenger RNA of Coregonus sp. 'balchen', 17664 nucleotides long. NCBI's taxonomy places the organism in Eukaryota, Metazoa, Chordata, Actinopteri, Salmoniformes, Salmonidae. The record is from the annotation of a GenBank genome assembly.
AUGAGUGCUACAUACUUGAUCUCAGCCCCCAGUGUGUUGCGUCCUGGAACCCUUACCUCCCUGGCUGUCACCAUCCUCACUAAUGACCCAGUCAGAGUCACAGCAGAGCUGACCAACGGCAACACCAGCCUGGUCCAGGCAGAGGGCACCUUUAGAGGAGGUGACAUUGACUUAUAUGACUCUGUCUGCAAGAACUUUUGAAGAUGUUCAACUUAAACAUUGUUGCUGUUUUUUUUCUCCAAAGGUGUGACUGGAGUUCUAGAUCUUCCUCCAGUGAGUAUUUUUAAAAUCUGUAUUUAUAGUCUAUUGAGGUAAUAUCUGGGCUGGUCAGUGGUGGGUAAAGGACCACUGAUGAUACAAAAAGUAUUCACAUUUGACCAAGCAUGACAUUCAUUUAGGUUAUUACCAAGUUAUUACAGCGUAAUUACACAGAUAUAAGAUCAACUCAAUUACAUAAUAUACUUUUUCUUUUUUAGUUUCCUGAGAGCUCUGUUGACCAGAGGUAUUCCUUUACACUGCUUGUGAGGGGAUACCAAAGAGACCGAAUGGUAUUCAUCAACACAACCACUCUACGCUCCAACCCCAGGACUUUCUCCACCUUCAUCCAGACUGAUAAACACAACUAUAGACCAGGAGACACGGUCAAAAUGAGAGUCCUGUCCGUCCAACCAGAUGGCAAGCCACACAAGGGCCGUGUGUAUGUCUCUAUAAGGGUGGGUCUGAAUCCUCUAUGUGUGAGAACUUCGAAACAAAACCCAGGGUGAUGAAUAGAUUUGCAGCCUGUAUUGUGUUCUAAACAGUUUGACUGACGCCCCUUUGUGCUACCUUCCCUGUAAUCCAGGAUCCCAAAGGGAACCUCAUCCAAGGGUGGGCAUCGCUGGACAGUUACCUGGGUGUUGUGUCCAAAGAAUUCCACUUGUCUCAGACCCCUCACCUUGGCAUAUGGACCAUCGAGACCAUGGUGGAUGUAUGAUUCACCAUACUGUCAUUCUGCAUUGUCAUCAUACUGUAUUCCACCACAAAUACAUUCUGUUUUUCAUAUCAGUGGUGAUGAUCAGAUAUAGUUUCACCCCAUUGACAUUGAUUUCUGUUUCUCUGUAGGAGUUGGCCACAGAGGAGCAGUUCAUAGUGGAUUACUAUGGUAAGACUCUCCUGGCCAGGUUGACAUAGCUAAUGAUUGGAAAUGGCCUAGUUAAGGGUUGGAUAAAGAAAUGAAAGGGGGGCGGGGGUCAUUGAAAUGUUCAUGAUAGUUGACAUAUCAGACUAUUAUCUAUUCAACCUCUCUUUUUGGCUGUUGUUCUAGAGCCGCCCCACUUUGAGGUGCAGGUAAAGACAGACCCAGCGAUUGCCAUGGUGGACGACCUCUCAGGGACUGUGACUGCUCAGUGAGUCAGGCUUAAAAAACAACAACCAACUCAAUAUUUUUGUGUAUCGAUAUUAAAGGUGCUAGAAAAAUGUACUUUCAAUAUGUAAAUCAUUUUGGUUCACAUACAUUAUAUUUCUUUCCAGACACACCAAUGGACAGCCAGUCCAGGGAACGCUGUCUGUCACAGUUACUCUGGUGUCUGCUUUGUACAACUCUGGCCGUCCAACCAUUGUCCAUAAUACAACCAAAGAAGUAAGACUGUCAUACUACGUUUAUGAAGUGAAACUAGUAACAGCAAACCAUUAUAGAUAAAUCCAGUUUGAGCCAGGAUUCAGUCACUGUUUGAUCCAAAAUGGAUAUACAGUGCAUUCGGAAAGUAAAAAAAAUCCUCAUAAAUCUACACACAAUACCCCAUAAUGACAAAGCAAAAACAGGUUUUUAGACAUUUUUGCACAUGUAUAAUAAACAGAUACCUAAUUUACAUAAGUAUUCAGACCCUUUGCGAUGAGAAGACUCGAAAUUGAGCUCAGGUGCAUCCUGUUUCUAUUGAUCAUCCUUGAGAUGUUUCUACAACUUGAUUGGAGUCCACCUGUAGUAAAUUCAAUUGAUUGGACAUUAUUUGGAAAGGCACACACCUGUCUAUAUAAGGUCCCACAGUUGACAGUGCAUAUCAGAGCAAAAACCAAGCCAUGAGGUCGAAGGAAUUGUCCAUAGAGCUCCGAGACAGGAUUGUGUCGAGGCACUGAUCUGGGGAAUGGUACCAAAAAUUGUCUGCAGCAUUGAAGGUCCCCAAGAACACAGUGGCCUCCAUCAUUCUUAAAUGGAAGCAGUUUAGAACCACCAAGACUCUUCCUAGAGCUGGCUGCCUGCCCAAACUGAGCAAUCGGGGGAGAAGGGCCUUGGUCAGGGAGGUGACCAAGAACCCAAUGGUCACUCUGACAGAGCUCCAGAGUUCCUCUGUGGAGAUGGGAGAACCUUCCAGAAGGACAACCAUCUCUGCAGCACUCCACCAAUAAGGCCUUUAUGGUAGAGUGGCCAGACGGAAGCCACUCCUCAGUAAAAGGCACAUGACAGCCCGCUUGGAGUUUGCCAAAAGACACCUAAAGGGCUCUCAGACCAUGAGAAAUGACAUUCUCUGGUCUGAUGAAACCAAGAUUGGGGUGAAUGUUCACCUUCCAACAGGACAACGACCCUAAGCACACAGCCAAGACAACGCAGGAGUGGCUUCGGGACAAGUCUCUGAAUGUCCUUGAGUUGCCCAGCCAGAGCCCGGACUUGAACUCGAUUGAACAUCUCUGGAGAGACCUAAAAAUAGCUGUGCAGUGACGCUCCCCAUCCAACCUGACAGAGCUUUAGAGGAUCUGCAGAGAAGAAUGGGAGAAACUCCCCAAAUCAAUUCAAAUCAAAUACAGGUGUGCCAAGCUUGUAGCGUCAUACCCAAGAAGACUCGAGGCUGUAAUCGUUGCCAAAGGUGCUUCAACAAAGUACUGAGUAAAGGGUCUGAAUAUUUAUGAACAGUGGGGAAAAAAAGAAUUAGUCAGCCACCAAUUGUGCAAGUUCUCUCACUUAAAAAGAUGAGAGAGGCCUGUAAUUUUCAUCAUAGGUACACGUCAACUAUGACAGACAAAUUGAGAGAAAAAAAAUCCAGAAAAUCACAUUGUAGGAUUUUUUAUGAAUUUAUUUGCAAAUUAUGGUGGAAAAUAAGUAUUUGGUCACCUACAAACAAGCAAGAUUUCUGGCUCUCACAGACCUGUAACUUCUUCUAUAAGAGGCUCCUCUGUCCUCCACUCGUUACCUGUAUUAAUGGCACCUGUUUGAACUUGUUAUCAGUAUAAAAGACACCUGUCCACAACCUCAAACAGUCACACUCCAAACUCCACUAUGGCCAAGACCAAAGAGCUGUCAAAGGACACCAGAAACAAAAUGUUAGACCUGCACCAGGCUGGGAAGACUGAAUCUGCAAUAGGUAAGCAGCUUGGUUUGAAGAAAUCAACUGUGGGAGCAAUUAUUAGGAAAUGGAAGACAUACAAGACCACUGAUAAUCUCCCUCGAUCUGGGGCUCCACGCAAGAUCUCACCCCGUGGGGUCAAAAUGAUCACAAGAACGGUGAGCAAAAAUCCCAGAACCACACGGGGGGACCUAGUGAAUGACAUGCAGAGAGCUGGGACCAAAGUAACAAAGCCUACCAUCAGUAACACACUACGCCGCCAGGGACUCAAAUCCUGCAGUGCCAGACGUGUCCCCCUGCUUAAGCCAGUACAUGUCCAGGCCCGUCUGAAGUUUGCUAGAGUGCAUUUGGAUGAUCCAGAAGAGGAUUGGGAGAAUGUCAUAUGGUCAGAUGAAACCAAAAUUGAACUUUUUGGUAAAAACUCAACUCGUCGUGUUUGGAGGACAAAGAAUGCUGAGUUGCAUCCAAAGAACACCAUACCUACUGUGAAGCAUGGGGGUGGAAACAUCAUGCUUUGGGGCUGUUUUUCUGCAAAGGGACCAGGACGACUGAUCCGUGUAAAGGAAAGAAUGAAUGGGGCCAUGUAUUGUGAGAUUUUGAGUGAAAACCUCCUUCCAUCAGCAAGGGCAUUGAAGAUGAAACGUGGCUGGGUCUUUCAGCAUGACAAUGAUCCCAAACACACCGCCCGGGCAACGAAGGAGUGGCUUCGUAAGAAGCAUUUCAAGGUCCUGGAGUGGCCUAGCCAGUCUCCAGAUCUCAACCCCAUAGAAAAUCUUUGGAGGGAGUUGAAAGUCCGUGUUGCCCAGCGACAGCCCCAAAACAUCACUGCUCUAGAGGAGAUCUGCAUGGAGGAAUGGGCCAAAAUACCGGCAACAGUGUGUGAAAACCUUGUGAAGACUUACAGAAAAGGUUUGACCUGUGUCAUUGCCAACAAAGGGUAUAUAACAAAGUAUGAAAAUGUCAUUUGUUAUUGACCAAAUACUUAUUUUCCACCAUAAUUUGCAAAUAAAUUCAUUAAAAAUCCUACAAUGUGAUUUUCUGGAAAAUGUUUUCUCAUUUUGUCUGUCAUAGUUGACGUGUACCUAUGAUGAAAAUUACAGGCCUCUCUCAUCUUUUUAAGUGGGAGAACUUGCACAAUUGGUUGCUGACUAAAUACUUGUUUUCCCCACUGUAUAUGUAAUAUUAAAGUUUAUUAUUUAAUUUUUUGCAAAAAUUAUGGGGUAUUGUGUGUAGAUUGAUGAGGGGGGAAAAAAACUAUUUUAUCCAUUUCAGAAUAAGGCUGUAACGUAACAAAAUGUGGAAAAAGUCAAGGGGUCUUAAUACUUUCUGAAUGCACUGUAUGUUACAGGUGUACCUGUCUGACAAUGGUGCCAGAAUCUCAUACACACUAUCUCACCAUCUCUUUCAGAUUCAUGGGUCGACCCAGUUUCUUUUCAGCCAAGAUGAUCCUCCUGUACGCCAGCGCAGGUCAACAGAUCUGAGUAACUCUCAGCACCACACUGAUGGAAGCCUUUAUAUUACAGCUUGUGUUACAGAGAUGUCCACAGGUGAGGUACCGAUGUAUGAUCUUAUUUUGAUCACCCUGUGGCAGGAGAACCUUCCUACAAUGCAGGAAAUAAAAAAGUGUAGUGUAUUUGAGGUUUAAAAAGGCUUCUGAAGUUUAAUUUCCACUUUGAAUUUUCCCUUACGAAAAAUGUAUCAACCCCUACAAACAUUUCCAUUAAUUAUAAUCCACAUAAUAAUUCACAUUUCCUGUUGCUGCAGGAUCAUUUUCCUGAUGUAGCAAACUGGCUUGAAUUAAGAUCCUCCAUCUGUAUAUCACAUGUUUUGAGAAAAUUGCUAAACUUGAAGUAACAGUUUGACACAUAUUUAAAUUAAUUUAAUAUAGCUGGAAUGUUCACAGAUACAGGUAACUGCCAACAUAAAGGAAACAUUUUAGUAAAUGAGGGAUACAAAGUAUAUUGAAAGCAGGUGCUUCCACACAGGUGUGUUCUUGAGCAAUUCCUAAGCAACUAACAUCCCAUCAUGCUUAGGGUCAUAAAAAAAAAAUGCUGGGCAGGCCCAGUUGCCUAUUAUUUUGGCUAUUGGAUGAUAAUGCCCCCAUUCACAGUGUAAACCAUAUGCCAUGGCCGUCUGUCACCAGAUCUCAACCCAAUUAAGCACUUAUAGGGAGAUUCUGAAGCAGCGCCGGAAACAGCGUAUUCCACGACACCAGCAACAAAACACCAAAUUAUUGAUUUUCUCGUGGAAGAAUGGUGUCGUAUCCCUAUAAUAGAGUUCCAGGCAUUUGUAGAAUCUAUGCCAAGGCGCAUUGAAGCUGUUCUGGAUUGUGGUGGCUCAACGCCCUUUUAAGACACUUUAUGUCGGUGUUUCCUUUAUUUUGGUAGUUAUCUGUAUUUCCUUGUCUUUUAUCCUAAAGGACUCAAAACCAAUAAGACCGUGGUGGUGCACAUUAUGGAGAAUACAUACCACCUUGAAUUCUACAAUUUCCCACAUGUUCUGAAGCCAUCUUUAAACUUUUCAACACAUGUGAGUGGUAAAUAUUUAUUGGCUUGGAGUAAUACAUACCUCUACCUUUGGUACCACUAGUUCACUGUUUUAAUGAUGCUAUAUGAAUCACAGACUACACCUUCCUGUAUCCCUCAGCUGAAAAUAUCCAGGUAUGACAACGAGCCUCUGACUCCAGAGGAUCGGGUGAACUCUGUGUUCAUUGACAUCGCUCACAGAACAUCUAAGCCCAUCAGACAGGACCAGGGAGAAACCUUCAACUCCGAUUCUCCACAAGACAAGAUGGAGGACAUAGAAAGCUAUAGACGCUUGACUCUCCCAAUGCCUGAGGAUGGGAUCGUACACAUUGAGUUCCAGUUACACAAACAAGUAGAGAUGCUUUUCAUCCAGGUGAAUAGUCACUUUUCAAUGAGCUACUCUCUAUACCACAGGAAUCUCCCAAUACACAACAAAACUCACUUUCAGCAAUUCAGCUGAAUGGAUAUUAAUCAAGACUCAGUUGUCAAGUGAGGGUAAGCAGUUAAGCUAUACAAUAAAUACACAACAGAAGGUAUACUUGACCUAGUAAGAGAACCACAGAUAUUAAUCUCAAUAGUAUAGGUCAUGGCUCUCCAACCCUGUUCCUGGAGAGCUACCGUCCUGUAGGUUUUCACUCCAACCCUAAUCUAGCGCACCUGAUUCUAAUAAUUAGCUGGUUGAUAAGCUAAAUCAGGUUAGUUACAACUGGGGUUGGAGCAAAAACCUACAGGAGGGUAGCUCUCCAGGAACAGGGUUGGACAGCCCUGCUGUAGCUCAAGAUUGAUCUAAUCCAACACAAUCCCAUGUCACCAUUCUAUGAUGAUUGAAUGAACAUGUGCACCACAAGAGCUAUAAUCUCAGCACCCAGAACCGAGAAUAUUGUGUGUGCACCUUUUCUGUCACGUGACACUAGAAGAUGAGGUUGGGCCUUUGUUCUCUGCAGGCCAUGUUCAUGGGCAGUGAGGACAGCCUGGAGCUGUACCAUAGUAACCGCUCCUCUCCCAGUGGAUCAGACAUCCAGAUCCAACGCCUCCACUCUCCACCACAGGUGACAUAUCAGCAUCCAUUCUAUAUCACCAAACUCAACUCUGGACCUUGAAGCCAGUUCCACUGCGUUUUUUCAUUGUUGCUCUCUAAUAAGGGAUUGAUUUAGACCUGGGACACCAGGUGGGUGCAAUUAAUUAUCAGGUAGAACAGAAAACCAGCAAGCUCCGGACCUCGUAGGGUAAGAGUUGAGUACCCGACUAUGGUAUACAGUUGAUGAAAAUAAUAUUUUUUUGCAUUUUAUGUUCAAGAUUGGAGAACCUCUUCCUAUAUCUGUAGAGAGCACUUUCGAACUCACUGAGCUUCACUAUCUGGUAGGUAUUUCUCUUGGUUUGUGAGAUUGUAGAGAAGUGUAGUGAUUCCUCAGUGCUCUUUGGGUUGACCUCUGCUCUGACCUCUUGUGUCAUUGGCUUCCAGGUGACAUCCAGGGGUCAAGUGGUGGCUGCUGGGACAGCGACCUCUCCCUCCUUCUCUCUGACCCCUGCAGUAUCCUGGUCACCAGAGGCCUGCAUCACUGUGUACUGUGUCCUACCAGAUGGAGAGAUCAUCAAUGAUGCCAUGCAUGUCUUCAUCAAGCCCCAUGGAGUCCUACAAAACAAAGUGGCUAACUCUUAUUCACUAGAUAAAUCAGUGUGAACCUUACUGAUGAUGCUACAGAGCCUCUAUGGUGAUUUUAACAACUCUGUUAGAAGCCAAAGUAUUUACUGUAUUUGUUGUACAGAUUAGGUAUGGCAUCUUUAACUUGCUUAUACUGUAUGGACAUGUUUCUCCAGGUAUAUCUGAGCUGGAGCCAUGAGAAGGCGAUGCCAGGUGAAGAGGUGUCCCUCUCUGUCCUUGUGCUUGAACCUGGCUCUCUUGUUGGAAUCAUGGUGGUGGCCAUGGAGGACAAGGACUCUGACUCUGACGGUGACAUCACAGAGGAGAAGGUAAGGAACACAACAAUACUGAACUGUACUGGACAUCUAGAUAAUCCCUGCCUACUGUAAACAAUCUGUGAAAUUGAGACUUCUGUGAAGCAUUGAACAGUUCAAUCAGACAUAAAGGAGGUUUCAGAUAAUGUCAGCCAUAGUUUUAUUUAUCUUUGUGGGCUUUCCCUUUGAUUACAAUAGUUGUAAUCAUAAUGAUCUCUUCAAGUGGUUCAUCUCAAAAAAUCUUAUUGAGCCUGGAAUAACCCUUAAGUAGUUCAUCUUGUGAUUGUAACAGUUUUGGGGGCAUCAGCUCAGCAGUCAGGCUCUGUAUCAAUGGAAAGGUGGUGAACUUCAGUCUCCCCCAGAACUGGCCCAACUGGCUGUAAUGUAGCUAGUUGUAUUGUUGUGGAAUGAUGUUGUUUCUAAGAGGUAGUGGCAACUCUAGUGUUGUGCUGUUCUCAGGUGCUGGGGGAGAUUACUGAAUACCUUAAGGAGGAGAUAACCCUUCACCACAGUGGAAUAACUGGAGGGAAAGACAGCCCGCUCUCCGUUUUCAUGGUACUGACGCCGCACAUUGUGUCUUGCUGAGUAAACCACACUGAGCCUGGAAUAACCCCAAGCCUCACCUCACUGAAUACCUGGGUUGAUUUACAAUGUCAUGUUACAUCAUGACCUACCUGACCCACUUCUUCAUAGAUGAUAGUUGACAAUGAUGGAGGCGCCUGUUGUCAUACUGUAUAAUUUUGGCUUUGGUACAAGUGUUGUAUUACUAUUGUGUUAAUAUUUACUUUUGAACACACUGCAGAUGAAAUUCCAUAUAAAGUAUGUAAAACACAAACUGUUUGUACACAUAGGCCUAAUAGUGUUUUCGUGUACAAUGUUGUCAUAAACAUUUGCUUUUCAAAUCUUAGGCUUGCAACCUUGUGGUAUUAACAGAUACCAGUUUACAUAAAACAGAAGAUUCUGAGAAGACUGAAAUGGGUAUGAAAACAAUUACACACCCCACAAUGUUUGGAAAAAUUUACAUUGAACAAAACGCAUAAACAAACACACAAUGUGAGAUCUUCUUUCUGUGAUCUGGAUGGAGGAUGAAGUCAGGGGUCCCUCUUGUGGAGAUGUGGCGUACUACAUAAAGAAAAUACUUCAUCUAAAUUCACAGUGGUACAGGCUACGUGACAGAGGCUUACAUACUUCUGAUUACCUAUGUUGUAUAUCCAUCAGAUCAUAAGGAGGCGGAGGCACUGAUGAGAGAGGAGCAGCCAGAGUGGAGGCCCUCCAUGGAACAGGACUUCUCUAAGACCUGGCUGUGGCUGGACAUGAACAUCAGGUGAGCUUUAAGAGAAGCACCUAACCAAGGCGGGAAUACACUUGAGGAUACAGUCUACAUUCACCACUAUUGAAAACAUCAGGGUUAUUGGGAGGGAAUGUUUCAAUACUUUAUUUCUUCCUGUAUCAGUGAGUCAACAACAACUAGUCUCCGUGUGGUUGUCCCAGAUAGCAUCACCUCCUGGAGAGCUAUGGCGUUUGUUAUGUCAGAUAACCUGGGCUUGGGCCUCACCUUUAAACCACAGAAGGUAUGUUAAGACCUAUCCACUACCACCACAGUUACCUAGUCUGGGCAGCUAACUAGUAGUUUAUUAAGAUUAAUAUUACUUUUUUAAGGUCCAAUCGAAAUUCGCUUUUAACCCCGCUUUUAACCCAAAGACACACAUACAUACAUAUAUUUACAGGUUUUGGAGAGGUGCAGGGGGCUGCCCCUCGGGGUGCCCGGGGAGCUGUUGUUGUAGCACAAUGGCAGGCAAAGGCAUCUAGGAUUUGAUACCAGCAACCCUCCGGUUGCCAGAUCAGUUCCGGACAGAUUUUUUAUGCCGGACUAGGGAUUCGAACUGGCAACCCUCCGGUUGCUGGCUCGCCUCUCUAACCGAUAGACUACAUGUAUGGCUCUGUGACAUAAAUUAAUGGUUGAUGAAGAUGGUAUGUUUCAUUUAAUGUCAGUGCAAUAUUCAGAUAUUCUAGAAUUCAAUUUUUUAGGAUAGUCUGAGUAUUGGUUGUCUCCCACAGCUGACAGUGUCCAAGGACUUCUCCCUGUCUCUGGAUCUCCCAGAAUGCAUCACCAGAGGAGAGCAGCUUGUCCUCGAGGUCAACCUCUUCAACCAUCUAGAAGAGGACAUGGAGGUUAGUGUUCUUGGCUGAAGGGGCCAGGAGGUUUUACCUCUCCUCAUAUGUUUAUGGUCUUAAGUCUCACCAUGUAUGGUGAUUUCUUCAAAGAACAGUUUAUGUGACACUAACAGUGAACCAAAAACCAAGUUCUUAAACAAUGUUGUGAAAACGUCUUAGAAAUCAUUACCUUCCCAUUCUCUUUGUAUCUACCACAUCAAACAGCUUCCUGGAUGUAAGUGAUCCAUCCUCAAUUGUUUUCCCAUUCCUGUUGUUCUCCACAGGUCAUUGUGGUGGUUGCUGAGAGCCAGCGCUUUGAGUUUGUUCUGGCAGAUAGAGACCUUGUUUCUAUGGUGAACGCACGUAGAGUGACUGUGGGGAGCCAGGGCGGCGCCACCGCUCUCUUUCCCAUCAGGCCUCUGGUUUUUGGAGAGAUAACAAUGUCUGUGAAAGCAAUGACUGGACAGGCCACGGAGAAGAUUGUUCGUAAAGUGCUUGUGAAGGUACAACGUGGCUGAAUAACUUAGUUUUCUAAGUUAUAAAAUGGAUUCUUGGUGCCUGUAAAAAUAUUAACUGUGUCUGUCUCUGUCUUUUGAUGCACCCCUUUCAGUACCCCUCUCUCCUCAGAACACCCCAGUAAAUCACUCAUUUAACACUACACUGAGUAUAAAAAACAUUAAGAACACCUGCUCUUUCCAUGACAUAGACUGACCAGGUGAGUCCAGGUGAAAGCUAUGAUCCCUUAUUGAUGUAAUUUGUUAAAUCCACUUCAAUCAGUGUAGAUGAAGUGGAGGAGACAGGUUAAAGAAGGAUUUUGAAGCCUUGAGACAAUUGAGACAUGGAUUGUGUAUGUGUGCCAUUCAGAGGGUGAAUGGGCAAGUCAAAAAAAAGUGCCUUUGAACAGGGUAUGGUAGUAGGUGCCAGGCACACCAGUUUGUGUCAAGAACUGCAACACUGCUGAGUUUUUCACGCUCAACAGUUUCCCGUGUGUAUCAAGAAUGGUCCACCACCCAAAGGACAUCCAGCCAACUUGACACAACUGUAGGAAACAUCGGAGUCAACAUGGGCCAGCAUCCCUGUAGAAUGCCUUUGACACCUUGUAGAGUCCAUGCCCUGACGAAUUGAGGCUGUUCUGAGGGCAAAAGGGGGGUGCAACUUAAUAUUAGGAAGGUGUUCUUAAUGUUUGGUAUACUCAGUGUAUAUUUCCAAUUGGUACUCCUCCCGUAACCGCUGUCUGUGUGUGUGUUCUCUCAGCCCGAGGGCAAAGAACAGUCCUUCUCAGAGACAGUGUUUCUGGAGGUGGUUCCGUCAAAGCGUAACCUGUCCAGACAGCUCCACUUCUCCUUCCCUCCAGAUGUGGUGCCAGGCAGCGAGAGGGCUCACGUGGCAAUGGUUGGUAUGUACCCUGCCCUACUGUAUACCAUCCAUCUUUUGUUUGUUAUCACCAACACAGCUCUGUUUAGUUUUGUCGUGAACUCAACCGCAGCAUACGCCCAUGUUUCAUUUUGUGUUUAGACAAUGGGCAUGAUGCAGGCACAUGAUUGUCCAGUAAAGAGCUGUCAUUUACCAUGUUGGGUGUUAGAUGAUGGAAACGGAAAUGAGGGCUAUCAAAACAAUAUUUGUGGCAAGCCGACUCCGAGCAGCUGCUGGGUUGUUUGUUAUCAUCACCAAUCAGGUCCAGAGAUGUUGGGUAUUUGUCAUGGUAGAAUACUAACCUAGAAAGUUUUUGCGUGUGGUGUUUACUGUACAGGGCAUCGUAAUCUUUUCUGAACACUAAGGUUCAUUUCUGUCUCUUCCUCUCUGUCCUUUGGCUCUCUGCCAUAUUUUUGUCUACAUUCACACCUUUUUCCUCCCUCUCUUCAAUCUGUCCAUCUCUCUCUCCCUCUGUUCUCACAUGUUCCACCCUCUCUUCAAUCUGUCCAUCUCUCUCUCCCUCUGUUCUCACAUGUUCCACCCUCUCUUUAAUCUGUCCAUCUCUCUCUCCCUCUGCUCUCACAUUUUCCUUCUCUCGGUUCAGGGUGCUUUGUCUGAAAUGUCCUCUGGCGAAAUUGUGAAUCUGUCUUCCAUCUCAAACCCAAUCCGUCUGUAUUACCACCACAAUGUUUGGGUUGUGUAACGUCUAAAUGGUUCCUCCCUUCCCUCCUUGUUUGUGGGGUGUGGUGUGACAGGUGAUAUCUUGGGCCUGUCCAUCACAGGGCUGGGCUUGCUGGUUAAGAUGCCUCACGGCUGUGGAGAGCAGAACAUGAUCAACUUCGCUCCCAACGUCUAUGUCCUGCAGCACUUGGUGAAAUCCAGCCAGCCAUACGAGGAGAUACGCAGCAAGGCUCUGUCAUACAUGAUGGAAGGUGAUGAACUUUCACACACACUGACUCCAUGCCCUAUAGUUCAGUAUGAUACUCAGUAUAAUAUAAUCAAUGCUCUAUAACUCUGUAUGAUUUUAGUAUAAUGUUGUCUCUUCCGAAGAGUUAUGUUCAUAUGUAGUAUGUUCUGUCAUUCCUGUUCAGGAUAUCAGAGAGAGCUGUCCUUCCAGAGAGAUGACGGAUCAUUCAGUGCCUUUGGAGCCAGCGACACUUCUGGUAGUACCUGGUAGGUCAUUAUAUAAUAAUGUAACUGUCAUAGCUGUGGUUCAGACUCAAGCCAAUAAUUUCAAAGUGUAUCCGUUCUCAAACUCUUCUCUCCCUGGUCCAGGCUGACAGCGUUUGUCCUGAGGUGUUUCUUGCAGGCCCGAUCCUUCAUGCAGAUUGACCAGACUGUUCUCUCCAGGGCCAUGGGCUGGCUGGUCCAGCAGCAGGGAUCCCAGGGAGAGUUCAUCGAGGUGGGCAGGGUCAUUCACACUGAGCUGCAGGGAGGCCUGGAUGGACCCAUCUCUCUCACCUCCUAUGUACUGAUGACACUGCUAGAGGACCAGGCCUAUGUGGUGAGGAGAACCAUGAUGAAAGCACAUUUUCUGUAGAAUCAUAGUGUGUGGAGGAAAGUUCAGUGAGUUUGAUACUCUCAAGUCUUUAAAGCAAAGUGUAAGCAGAAGAAGGUUGACAAUCUAAAAACUUGAGGAGUCUCAGCCUUGGGCCACCAUCUUGUCUCUCUUGAUGUGUCCCUGUCUCAUGCCAUCCUCCAUUCUUGUCUGUGUGUAGAGCAUGUUCCCGGGCAACGUGUCCCUGACCAGGAGCUAUCUGGAGGGCGAAGUGGCUAGUGGGGUGUCCAGUAACUACAGCCUGUGUCUGGUGGCAUACGCCCUGUCUCUGGCUAACAGUCUCAGCGCAGGCACAGCCCUGGUUGAGCUCAUGAGGAGAGCUGAUAUUCGAGGUAAUUUGUUAUUGAAUUAGCUAUGGUUGUUUACAAGUUGUCAAUAUGUGCCACAGAGAGAAGAUGGAUUACAGCCCAUGACAAAAUGUUGACAAUCAAUAUUGUUUUUGAGUGAUCAGUUGAGGAAACAGUAUGGUCAGUUGAGGAACAGUAUGGUCAUUUGAGGAACAGUAUGGUCUCAAUCAUCGACAUUGGUCUUAUAACGUACGUAAUGUGUACAUAGUGAUGAUGACAUCAGCCCAUCUACCUGUGAGACACUGUUUGACCUGGUGUCUGUUGCUGUCCCCUCCAGAUGGGGUCCAGACCUGGAGGUCGUCCAGUGCCGAGGUGUCUGACUCAUGGCAGCCGCGCUCAGCAGAGAUGGAGAUGGCUGCCUACGUGUUGCUGGCGCUAUACAUGCGGGCCAGUGUGGUGGAGGCCAUCUCCCUCAUGAAGUGGCUGAGCCAGCAGAGGAACCAUCUGGGGGGAUACGGGAGCACACAGGUAGACGCUAACUUCACAUACUGUAGAAGACCGUCUCUAGUCGCUCUAUCUUCAUGCCACUGUUUUUGUAUGACUCUCUGUCUUAAAGUUACCUUUUCACUGUCAAUAAGAUAGAUUUAUCCCUGAUGGGUGGAUUUCCAAAAUGAUACCACCUUUGACCCUUUCCUCUCUUAGGACACAGUGGUAGCCCUACAAGCCCUGUCUGUCUACGCUGCCUUCAGUGGGGCAGAUGCCAUUGAGCUGGGGGUCAAAGUGUCCACCUCAGUCUCACCUACAGUGUCCCACUUCAACAUCAACUCCACCAACUACCUGGUACAUCAGCGCAAAGAGGUAAAACAUUUGGCCAUAGUAGUCUUUGUCUAGUUCAAGAUGGUUGUUGCAUGCCAUAUUUCAACGAUCUAUCAUCUAACAGCAUACACAGGUAAACAGCCACCAUAAUGUAUAGUUUAAAGGCAGUACAGUAUUAACAGAGAUUUUGUAUUUUUCCAGGUAGACGCUGAACAAGAUUUACUCAUCAAUGUAUUUAUGGAGGGAAGAGGAUUCGUCUUAUUUCAGGUAUUGCCACUCAGUUAUCGCUGGAUGUCUAAAGUCAUAGCUAUGAAUCCCAUUUUCAAUUUGUGCUUGACAUUUAUGAUAUGUGAUGACAUAACUAUGUCAUAGAACAGUGGUUCCCAACCUUUUCCGGUUACUGUACCACCAACAGAAUUUUGCUCUGCCUGGAAUACCCCUGAAGUACCCCUUUAUGUGAAUUUUACCAGUAGGCCAAUGGUUUCAUGCGUCUUCUCAAGUACCCGCUGUGGAUAGACCAAGACCCCCAGGGGUCCUAGUACCCCUGUUUGGGACCCACUAUCAUAGAAUAAUGUAUAGGUAUGCUCAUACAGGCAAUGGAGGGGGCCUACAAUUAAUCCUACACUUCAGAUUGAAUGGCCAUACAUUAAAAUGGUUGUCUCCUCACUAGCUUUCCAUGUAAUCUCAGAACCAUGUCCAGAGUGAAUGAAGGCAACAGCUGUGAAUGAUAGAUCUGCCCGCCACAAUGCAGAAUGAACCCUGUGUUGAGACGGGUCAACACAAAAACGUGGUAAUUGACCACAAAUACGGCAAUUACCAUCUGGAACACAUAGCGUCCGGUCCAUGUUAAAUCGGCUCCGAUUGUAUCGCAGAGAGGAUAUGAUGGAAGGUCCUGCUUCCAACUGCCUUUAAUUUAUUCCUUUGUUACAGACCCCUUCUAAACAUCUUGUUACAGAGCCCCCCUUCUAAACAUCUUGUUACAGAGACCCCCCUCUAAACAUCUUGUUACAGAGACCCCCCUCUAAACAUCUUGUUACAGAGCCCCCUCUCUAAACAUCUUGUUACAGAGCCCCCCCUCUAAACAUUUAAAUUUUUUACGUUUACGUCAUUUAGCAGACGCUCUUAUCCAGAGCGACUUACAAAUAGGUGCAUUCACCUUAUAGCCAGUGGGAUAACCACUUUACAAUGUUUUUUUUUUUUUUGGGGGGGGGGGGGGGGGGGGGGGUGGUGGGUUGGGGUAAGGGGGUGGUAGAAGGAUUACUUUAUCCUAUCCCAGGUAUUCCUUAAAGAGGUGGGGUUUCAAAUGUCUCCGGAAGGUGGUGAGUGACUCCGCUGUCCUGGCGUCGUGAGGGAGCUUGUUCCACCAUUGGGGUGCCAGAGCAGCGAACAGUUUUGACUGGGCUGAGCGGGAACUAUGCUUCCGCAGAGGUAGGGGAGCCAGCAGGCCAGAGGUGGAUGAACGCAAUGCCCUCGUUUGGGUGUAGGGACUGAUCAGAGCCUGAAGGUACGGAGGUGCCGUUCCCCUCACAGCUCCGUAGGCAAGCACCAUCUUGUUACAGAGCCCCCCCUCUAAACAUCUUGUUACAGACCCCCAUAAACAUCUUGUAUACUCCUGAGUGGUGCAGUGGUCUAAGGCACUGCAUCGCAGUGCUAACUGUGCCACUAGAGAUCCUGGCUCGAAUCCAGGCUCUGUCGCAGCCGGCCGCGACCGGGAGACUCAUGGGCGGCGCACAAUUGGCCCAGCGUCGUCCAGGGUAGGGGAGGGAAUGGCCGGCAGGGAUGUAGCUCAGUUAAUAGAGCAUGGCGUUUGCAACGCCAGGGUUGUGGGUUCGAUUCCCACCGGGGGCCAGUAUAAAAAAUAAAAAAAGAUAUGUAUUCACUAACUGUAAGUCGCUCUGGAUAAGAGCGUCUGCUAAAUGACUAAAAUGUAAAAUGUUGUUACAGAGCCCCCCUCUAAACAUCUUGUUACAGAGCCCCCCCCCUCUAAACAUCUUGUUAGAGCCCCCCCCUCUAAACAUCUUGUUACAGAGCCCCCCCUCUAAACAUCUUGUUACAGAGCCCCCCCUCUAAACAUCUUGUUAUAGAGCCUCCCCUCUAAACAUCUUGUUAUAGAGCCCCCCCUCUAAACAUCUUGUUACAGACCCCCCUCUAAACAUCUUGUUACAGACCCCCCUCUAAACAUCUUGUUACAGAGCCCCCCUCUCUACAGCUUGUUACAGAGCCCCCCUCUCUACAGCUUGUUACAGAGCCCCUAUCUAAACAUCUUGUUACAGACCCCUUCUAAACAUCUUGUUACAGAGCCACUCUAAACAUCUCUCCAGCCCCAGGGAGCCCUUAUCUGCUGUGUUCCAUUGUGGAAUCAGUGAAAACAAAUCCACAGAGGAUUUGGCCAUUUCUUCAAACACGUUCUCAGAUUGACUGAAAAAACAUAGCUUUCUUGUUUUUGAAAUCUUAUCAAUUUAAUGAAGUUUAAUGUUGUUUUUUGUCUGUGGGAUUUAAAAAAAAAGUGUUUAAUUACAUUUUUUCAUUGUGAUUCUUUCUUUGUUCUGUCUCUGACCAGCUCUUUUGUUUAUUAUGGUAUUGUAGUUGCACAUAACAAGUCAUACAGUACUAUGUAUAGAAGAUGUUACUAUAGUAAUUACAAUGUAACUCAGAUAUACACCGACGUCUACCUCCUCUCCUGUCAUUCAGAUGAAUGUGUUCUACAACAUAGAGGACAGAGUGCUGUCUGAGAGGAGCCAAGAUGACACAGACCAUGAAGGUUUCUCUCUGGAUGUUGAAGUGUUAGAUGAUGAGGAUGACCUGGACCAUAUCAUGUUAUCCAUAUGCACCAGGUAAGUGUCCAUCUCUAUGGAGAUGUUUGGCUGACUUGUUUUCAACCAUUCUUUGUCUCUUGCAGGCAUCAAGACGUGUUCCUAAUUUGAGCCACUAUUCUCAAUUUGUCUAGACAGUUGUAUGUGUUGAUAAAUGUCUGAUGGAAAUAUGUUCAUAUAAUCAUGUAUUUGUUCAUAUAAUCAUGUAUUUGUUCUGUGUUAGGCUGCUGGAGAGCCAGAAGAUGGCUCAGACAGGUAUGGUGCUGGUGGAUGUGGAUGUGCUGAGUGGCUUCACCCUCAUGCCACAGGCUGUUGCCACGGGAGACCUGGUCAGAAAAGUUGAGGCUUCUCCUGGGAAAGUCAGCCUCUAUUUAGAUUCAGUAAGUUGACUUUACAUAUUGUACAUCUCAUGUUCAAAUACAAUAGCAUUGAUGUUUGAGGUGGAAUUGAGGAAAUACACAUUGUAUUUGCUGUAUGUUGGAAAAUUAAUUUGUGUCAUCUAUUGAUUGUGUAGCUAAUUCAUGACUUUUAUUUGCAGUUGACCACAACAGAGGUGUGCAUCAGAAUCCCAAUGAUAAGAGUCUUCAAAGUGUCACAUGUGCAAGAUGCUGUGGUUCAGGUGUACGACUACUAUGAACCAAGUAAGUACCUUUACUAUCACAGCAGACAAUCACUAAUGCGUAGACUCAGUCUCUCUUGUUAUCAAUACAAUAUUUAUCAAUACAAUAUUUCCCUCUUCGAUAUCUUAUAGGGCGUAAAGCAGUGAGGUCCUACAACUCGGAUGUGAUGCAGGACAUGGGCUCCUGUGCCUUCUGUGGGAGUGACUGC